Molecule: messenger RNA, 4357 nt
Organism: Peromyscus californicus insignis
Lineage: Eukaryota; Metazoa; Chordata; Mammalia; Rodentia; Cricetidae
Gene: Fam3a
Product: FAM3 metabolism regulating signaling molecule A
Exons: 9
Coding region: 97-813 (238 amino acids)
Source: RefSeq, a predicted model, not a curated record
CCACCCAAACCUACUCUCUUGCUUCAUUCCUCCCAGAGCCUACGGUCCCUAAACAGUGCACCUGCCGGAGGUCCCAACCCAGCGGGAGAAGUGGACAUGAGGUUGGCAGGCCCCCUUCGAAUCGUGGCCCUAAUCAUCACUAUGGGUCUCACCUGGAUCCUAGUCACCAUCCUCCUGGGUGGUCCUGGUGGUGGCCUUCCUCGAAUUCAGCAAUUCUUCACCAGCCCAGAGAACUCAGUGACUGCAGAACCAAAGGCCAGGAAGUACAAGUGCGGCCUGCCCCAGCCAUGUCCUGAGGAGCACCUGGCCUUUCGCAUAGUCAGCGGGGCUGCCAAUGUCAUCGGGCCCAAGAUCUGCCUCGAGGACAAGAUGCUCAUGAGCAGCGUCAAGGACAAUGUGGGCCGUGGGCUGAACAUCGCCCUGGUGAAUGGGGUCAGUGGUGAGCUCCUGGAAGCUAGAGCCUUUGACAUGUGGGCUGGAGAAGAAUAUUGUUUGGUUGGGAAGGGCUGCUCAGUGGAACCUGAAGCUCCAUGUUCUGUGGGCUCAUCUCCACCAGAUGUCAAUGAUCUCUUGAAGUUCAUCCGACCACUGCAUGAAGGUACCCUAGUGUUUGUGGCAUCCUAUGAUGAUCCAGCUACCAAGAUGAAUGAAGAGACCAGGAAGCUUUUUUCUGAACUGGGCAGCAGGAACGCCAAGGAGCUAGCCUUCCGUGACAGCUGGGUGUUUGUGGGAGCCAAGGGUGUGCAAAACAAGAGCCCCUUUGAGCAGCACACAGCAGGAAUUGGUGGCUUUCAGGUGGCCAGGCCCAGGUGAGUUCCACUCAACAGCAUGAUUUCCACCAAGGACACAAUUCUUAAAAUUUCCCUCCCUGCUUCUUUCAGCUGACCCAUCUCUCCCUGUGGCCAGUUUACCUCAUCUUCAGACAGACACAUUGCCCCUUUUCAUCUGGGAGAGUCUAGAUGUCCAGGCUGAGCUGUGCCAUGUAGGGAGAGGGGGAGGGGGAAAGAGGGUGGCGAAAAGGGAAGGAACCAGGUGCAGCAGCUAGGUGGCCCAAAUGUACAAUGAGAACUGGCAACCAAAAUGGUUGGAUUAUAUAGUGAAGAGCAGCCCAGCGCCCUGAGCUGGAGAAGUUAAGGGUAGGAGUCAGGGUAUGCCAGCCAGGGGGGCCCUAUAAGGGGUAGGGACUGAGGGAUGCAGGGAGAACCUGGAGGCCAGGUCUGCUUUGUUGUGUUAAAUUGGCACCUCAGCCAUUUGUCUCAGCUUGAAACCUAAUGUAUGUGUGUGUGUGUGUGAGUGUGUGUGUGUGUGUGUGUGUGUGUGUCUGUCUGUCUGUCUGUCUGUCUGUCUGUGUCUGUGUUACAUGCCCAUGUGUGCAUAUGUUAAGGCCAGAGAGGUAUGAGGAACAUGAGGUCUCUUCCUCUAUCAUUCUCUGCAUUAUUAAUGUUCUUUAAGACAUUUUCAUUUUCAGAUUCAGGUCUCUCACUGAAUCUGAAGUUUACUGUUUUGGCUAGGCUAGCUGGCCAGCAAACUCCUGGAAUCCUUCUCCACCCACAGCAACACUGGGCUUACAAGCACUUGCAGCAAUCUGUGGAUUUUUACAAGAGUACUGGGGAUUGAAAUUUAUGCCCUCAUGACUAUAUAGAAAGUGCUCUUACUAGCCUCUAGUUUUUGUUUUGAGACAAGGUCUCACUCUACAACCAUGCGGCCUCAUUCACUAUUUUUGAAGCUGAGCUCAAUUUGAUCUUCCUUGCUUCAGCCUCUCCCUCCAUGCUAGAAUUACAAGUGUGAGCUCCCAUUCCCAGCUGCAAAUGUUUGUGAUCAUUCACACAUUAAACCCCUUGGAGCAGUGGUUCUCAGCAUUCCUAAUGCUGCGACCUUUUUUUUUUUUUUUUUUUUUUUCUGAGACAGUGCUUCUCUGUGUAGUCCUGACUGUCCUGGAACUCACUCUGUAGACCAGGCUGGCCUCAAACUCACAGAGAUCUGCCUGUCUCUUCCUCCUAAGUGCUGGGAUUAAAGGUGUGCAACCUCUUUUUUUUGUUUGUUUGUUUUGUUUUGUUUUUUUGAGACAGGGUUUCUCUGUGGUGUUUUGGUGCCUGUCCUGGAUCUCACUUUGUAGACCAGGCUGGCCUCGAACUCACAGAGAUCCGCCUGGCUCUGCUUCCUGAGUGCUAUGAUUAAAGGCGUGCGCCACCACUGCCGGGCCUGGUGUGCAACCUCUUAAUACAAUUCCUCAUGUCCUAGUAACCCCCAACCAAAAAGUUAUUUCAUUGCUACUUCGGAACUGUAUUUUUGCUACUGUUAGGUAAAUAUCUGAUAUACAGGUGGUCUUAGGUGACCCCUAUGAAAGGGUCGUUCAGUCCUCAUAGGGGUUGCAACCUACAGGUUGAGAACCACUGCCUUAGAGCAUGUAUAGACCUAACAUAUAUAUGUAUGCAUAUAUUUAUAUAUAUACAUACUUGUAUGUCAUAUAUAUGUACUAAUUUGAAUUUUAUGAAACACACAAUAUGGGCCUGGAGGUAAGAGUGCUUACUGCUCUUCCAGAGGACCUGGGUUCAGUUCCCAGCACCCCCAGGGCAGCUCACAACAUGUAACUCAAAUUCCAGGAGAUCCAACACCCUCUGACUUCUAAGGGUUCCUGCUCACACAUGGUACACAUAGACUCAUGCAAGCACACACACACACACACAUAAAAGUUUUUCAAAUUACAGUUUAAAAUUAUUUUUACAAUCAUUUCAGAGCUGUGGAUGUAGGUCAGUUGAAAUGAUUGCCUCGCAUGAAAAAGGCACUGAAUUUGAUCCUCAGAACCAUAUAAAUUGGGUUUGGUAUUGUGAAGAUGUAAGCAGAAGGAUUCAAAGUUCAAGGUCAUCCUCUCAGCUACAUUAGGAGUUUGAGGCCAGCUCUGAGAUUCUGUCUCAUAAACAAACAAACAAACAAACAAACAAACAAAUAAAUAAAUAAAUAAAUGGGUCUAGCUGCUUCUUCUUUGGGAAAAUACCAAAUGGCGGAUGAUGCUCGUGCAGCAAGAGGGCCCAGAGGACCUGGGGGCCCAGGAUUAGGAAGUCACAGCAGCUUCCACAGAGUCCCUGGAAGAUAUCUACCUGUUCUCCCGGCCCCAUUAAUUAAUCUGAGAUUAUUGACUUUUUCCUGGGCACAUCCCUAAAGGAUGAGGUUCUAAAGAUCAUACCAGUGCAGAAGCAGACUCAGGCUGGCCAGCUGACCAGGUUCAAGGCUUGCAUGACUAUGGGGACUACAAUGGUCAUGUUGGUCUUGGUGUUAAGUGUACCAAGGAGGUAGCCACUGCCAUCUGAGGGGCCAUCAUCUUGGCCAAGCUUUCCAUUGUCCCUGUGUGGAGAGGCUACAGGGGGAACAAGAUUGGCAAGCCCCACACUGUUCCGUGCAAGGUGACAGGCCGAUGUGGCUCUGUUUUGGUCUCAUCCCAGCCCCAGAGACACUGGCAUCGUCUUUGCUCCUGUGCCCAAGAAGCUACUGAUGAUGGCCAGUAUUGGUGACUGCUACACAUCAGCCAGGGGCUGCACUGCCACCCUGGGCAAUUUUUGCCAAGGCCACUUUUGAUGCUAUCUCUAAGACCUACAGCUACCUGACCCCCGACCUCUGGAAAGAGACUGUUCACCAAGUCUCCUUAUCAGGAAUUCACUGACCAUCUAGUGAAAACCCACACCAGAGUCUCUGUUUAGAGGUCCAGUUGUGGCUACUACAUAAGAGGUUUUUGUUGUUAUUGUUUUUUGUUGUUUUGAAACAGUUUCUCUGCACAUAAUGGCUUUUAUACAAGAAAAUAAAGUAAAUUAAGUCUGUUUAAAAAAAUAGUCUAAACAUGGCUACCCCAGCAGUGAUUCUAUAGAACUGCAUACAUGGCAGUUAGCUUAUUGCUUUUAUCAGAAAAAAAAUCCUCAGAUGGUAGUAGCAUCGAGUGAGCUAAGAAGUUUGCUCAACUUGUCCAUACACAUACCUUUUGACAGAGAGACUGGCUUGCAUAGAGUUCUGGGUUGGGUUGUUCUCCUUUUUUCCCCCUGAGACAGGGUUUCUUUUUGUGGCCUUGGCUGUUCUAGAACUCACUCUGUAGACCAGGCUGACCUCAAACUCACAGAGAUCUGCCUGCCUCUGCCUCCCUUGAGUGCUGGGAUUAAAGUUGUACACCAUUCCCACCAACUGGGUUCAGUUUUUUUCACAAGAACUUCAGAAUUCACUACAAUGGAAAAAUAAUAUUAUUGAUGGAAUGAAGCUUUAUGUACAAGCUCAGAGACCAGAGGUUUUGCAAGGAGAUCAAAUGUCUAUGAAGAGCGAUUUCUGAGUCUGAAACUACCCAUUAAAUAAAUGUAACAAUAAAUUUAAAAAUGUA